Molecule: messenger RNA, 1474 nt
Organism: Molossus molossus (Pallas's mastiff bat)
Lineage: Eukaryota; Metazoa; Chordata; Mammalia; Chiroptera; Molossidae
Gene: NUDT7
Product: nudix hydrolase 7
Exons: 6
Coding region: 649-1242 (197 amino acids)
Biological process (GO): nucleoside diphosphate metabolic process; coenzyme A catabolic process
Molecular function (GO): manganese ion binding; acetyl-CoA hydrolase activity; coenzyme A diphosphatase activity
Source: RefSeq, a predicted model, not a curated record
CAUGCCCGUCUGUCAGAGCACCUUUGAGAAGUCUUCUGCUGGAAAUUAACUUUCCCGGAACUAUGUCGCGACCCAGUCCUCCGGAGCCGGUCAGGAAACACUUUACGGCUUCUCUUUGGCACGUCUGACUUGCCAGCAUCACUACUCUUACACUUAGGGGCCACUAUUACGUAAAAUAAGGGUGACUUGAACAUAAGCACAGAAAUGCUGCAAUAGUCGAUCUGAUCACCAGAAAAGCUACUAAGUGAUUGAUGGGCAGGUGGCAUAUACAGCCUGAAAACCUGGACAAAGGAAUGAUUCACGCCCCCGCUGGGAUGGAGUUGGGCAGUGCAAGAUUUCAUCACUCUACUUGGAACAGCGCAGAAUUUGCAACACGAUUUGUUUAUUUUUUGGAAUAACUUAAUAUUUUUGGACAGAGUUUGACUGCAGAAACAGUUUGAUAGAUGAUGCGAAGGCCCGCUUAAAAAAGCAUGAUGUUGGGACCAAAUAUUCUCACUUGUCGUCUAAUAAAUAUUCCAUCCUUUUACCGUUGUUGGCUAAGGAAGGAAAACUUCAUCUGUUGUUCACCCUCCGGUCAGAGAAGCAUAACAUUUUCUUACGAGUAUUUAAAAUAGCCGUUAAAUCAGGUCUGUAUUUCUGUCACGCCCGAUGAGUCCCUCUGUCACCGAUACCUUGCUGCCGAAUGAUCUAACACUAUGGAGUCACUUUUCAGAGCUGCGCCGCUCACCUGGAGAGGUGUGCUUCCCGGGAGGAAAGUGCGAACCCGCCGACGUGGAUGACGUGGCCACCGCCCUCCGGGAGGCCCUGGAGGAAGUGGGGCUGCCUCCUCAGCAGGUGGAGGUCGUCUGCCGCCUGGUGCCCUAUCUUCUUGAUAAAAACACAUUUAUAACACCCGUUGUAGGGCUUAUAGACCACAACUUCCAGGCCCAGCCUAAUCCCGAUGAAGUGAAGAAGGUAUUCCUGGUGCCCCUGGAAUAUUUCCUGCACCCACGUGCCUACCACCAGAAUCACAUGACAGAAUCCGGUCAUCAUUUUAUUAUUCAUUGCUUUGAGUACACAAACCCAGAAGAUGGUGCGACUUACCACAUCAAAGGACUAACUGCAAAAUUUGCUUUGUUCGUUGCCUUAAUUAUUUUGGGGAAAAAACCUACCUUUGAGGUUGAAUUUAAUCUCAAUGAUCUAACAUCAUCCUCUGAAGAAGUCUUCCUGAAGCUUCAUAAACAUGCAACAAGCAAGUUAUGAUUUACGAGACCAACAUCCAAAUAACUAUCUAAGCAGCUCUGUGUGUGCUUAUCCUCAGAACAGCAAUAAUGCCAGCUGGUGGGAUUUGACAGGUGCGAAUAUUUGUCCUGCAAUAUGAAGGUAAAAACCUGGCCUUAUUUCCAAUUGCCCUCUGUUAUCUGAAAGAGUAAAAGUCUUGCAUAGUGUUGCAUAAUUUCACCCACAAUAUAAGAAAAUGUAUCUGGCACACAAU